UUGCGUUGGCCAUUCAUCCCCCACUUAUGGAAGUAGCAGGUUUUGCUUUUAGCUAUGUGUUACCUCGUUUCCUCUGGGAAUUGAUAGUGGUUUACACCCUGACAAAACCAAGCGAGCAUUCACAACCAACGAACGAAGUAAAAAUUUCAGCGGUUCGGCAGGCAGCAGCGAAAGCAGUUAAAGAUUUUUGGGAAAAAAACUGUUAUUAUGGAUUGGAAGGAUUUAUAAAUCAAUUAACGCUUGUGGAAGUAGUGGGAACUGCCAAUGUAGAAGCCAAAUUCCAAAACCUAGAUACUAAAGAAGCAAUCAAUAACGAAAAAGACCGUCUAAUUAAACUGAUUGAAUUAGCCAAGAUAAAAGAAGUAGUUAAAGAGGAAAUUUAUGAUGCAUGGCUAGGCAAAUGCGGCGAAUAUGGUCCAAAACAAG
Racocetra persica is the source of this 426-nucleotide messenger RNA. Lineage: Eukaryota; Fungi; Glomeromycota; Glomeromycetes; Diversisporales; Gigasporaceae. The record is from the annotation of a GenBank genome assembly.